Molecule: messenger RNA, 1683 nt
Organism: Exophiala viscosa
Lineage: Eukaryota; Fungi; Ascomycota; Eurotiomycetes; Chaetothyriales; Herpotrichiellaceae
Product: protein phosphatase
Exons: 3
Coding region: 1-1683 (560 amino acids)
Cellular component (GO): plasma membrane
Molecular function (GO): phosphoprotein phosphatase activity
Source: RefSeq, a predicted model, not a curated record
AUGAGUGGUAGCGCUGCCGCUCAGGCUUUUACAGGCGCCACGGCACAUGACCUUACCACAACCGAUACUCCGAUCGUCCCAAGCACAGAUUCAUCAAGUCCAGCUCCCCAGGGCGAUGACACGAUGACAGAGAAGUCCACACCACAACCGGCCCUGGUUACGAUACCCUCCCGGACGUCGUCUCACCAAAAACUCGCUGAACAAAGCUCUACUGUUCCCGUUGUACCAAGUGCGCCCAACGAGCCACCUCCGUCUCCCAGACGAGGUUCGAAGCGAAGCCUUCUGAGUCGAAGCAGAAACAACAGCAGAAGCAGUAGACGCUCUGCGAAAGCAGCUCGUGCUGGUGAUGCUUCCAAAGAGCCGGUGCCACCACUUCCACAAAGUCAUGCCUCCAAACCCCCGCAGAAAUCCCGUAGUGGCUUCUUGGCCAUUCUGAGCUGCUGCAUGCCUUCAGAGCCGCAAGACGAUACCAAAUCAGACGACCCGGAGGUGGCAGCUAAGAAGAUUAAGAUUCAGCCAACAUCACAAAGGACCGCCACUCGGCCACAAGAUCAAAACGAAGUCGUGGAAAAUGAAAAGGGUCUGGAAGGGAGGACGCCGGCCGAUGGGCCACCCGUAGCUGGCCGUGCUACAGAAGAAGAGAAGGUUGAUCUGUCAGAAAAGAAGGCCGAGCAAGACCCCAGACCGAGAUUCUCGCGGGAGGUUGCAUAUAUCGAAAAGCCCACUUCCGCCCCGAGCGGGACUGUCCCUACACAAGCACCUGUAGAAGGGUCCAGAAACACGACGAGUCCCGACUCCUCAGACGUGAAGACUACCACAGUCACUGUUCCCGAGGCUUCAACUAAGCCCGACGUCAGAGUGACGGCUGCGACCCCAAUCGAACCAGAACAUCCCAGGCAAACCGAGACGUUUGGAUAUGACGCCGCCACGGAACCGAAUGAUGUGGAAAUGCAAGACGCCCCUCCCACGGUACCAGAGAUUGAGGGAGAGCCUGUUGAUGAACCACCACAACCCGCAGAACAACAACCGCAGGUGCCUUUACCUCCGCCGCCUCCGUUGGAAAAGCGCCAGGAACAGGUGAUCAAUAAAGAAGUGCCUCCAGUGCCAGAAGCUGCACCAGAAAAGCAAAGUUGGCUUUUGCCACCUAUACAACCUCAAUUUCAAGGACGAAAAUGCCUGGUCCUUGAUUUGGAUGAGACUUUAGUCCACAGCAGUUUCAAGAUCUUAAACCAAGCCGACUUUACCAUUCCUGUCGAAAUCGAAGGCCAAUAUCAUAACGUGUAUGUCAUCAAACGACCAGGAGUCGACACGUUCAUGAAAAGGGUGGGCGAGUUGUACGAAGUGGUGGUCUUCACGGCUUCUGUAUCGAAGUAUGGAGACCCAUUGCUCGACCAGCUUGAUAUCCACAAAGUUGUGCACCACAGGUUAUUCAGAGAGAGUUGCUAUAACCACCAAGGGAACUAUGUCAAGGAUCUGUCACAAGUGGGAAGAGAUUUGAAGGAGACGAUCAUCAUCGACAAUUCGCCGACAUCAUACAUUUUCCACCCACAACAUGCAGUUCCGAUCAGUUCGUGGUUCUCGGAUGCGCACGACAACGAGCUACUGGAUCUGAUACCUGUCCUGGAAGAUCUUGCAGGGCCACAAGUACAAGACGUGAGUCUAGUUUUGGACGUGGCUCUGUGA